Penicillium canescens is the source of this 1080-nucleotide messenger RNA. RefSeq lists its product as uncharacterized. Lineage: Eukaryota; Fungi; Ascomycota; Eurotiomycetes; Eurotiales; Aspergillaceae. The record is from RefSeq and is a predicted model, not a curated record. Bases 1 to 1080 code for a protein of 359 amino acids. The transcript has a single exon.
AUGACCCGUCUCACGACCAUUUUCACAGCGCUAUACGCACUCUACUCUCUCCCAUUGAUCUCCGCCUGGACCUUUGUCUGGAGAAACGCCAGCGACAACCCCAUCGUCGAAAAAGGAACCAGCGCACAGCCCUGCAAGGCAAUCGAUCAUGGAAAAGGCAAAAAUUUCAAAUUCGACGCCGAAGACAGUCUUGUUCGCAUCUACAUGUAUGGGUCACCCAAUUGUACAGACGAUAUCAUCGAGAGAACCGAGGAUUAUCUCACGAAGAACUCCAAUGUUCCGCUUAGGGGGUUCGCGGUUAUUGAUCUCAGAGGGGCGAAUACGAGCACUGGUGGUGAACUCACGCCGUUCCCUGGAGCUGACUGGUUCAAGUCAUCCCCCAAUAGCCCCAUCGUGACUUCAAUGGGAAAGAGACUAAUGGCGGAAGACUGUGGGAAGUACCGCGAGGGACCGGGGCCGCAGUGGUCCGAGGUGGACCGGGAAUCCUACCAGUGUUGGCAAAAGAAACUUGGGUAUACGGGUUCGAAUGCCGAUGGGUGGCCGGGGAAGACUACUUGGGAUCAACUCAAGGUGCCUCUGGCGGACAAGAACGACGGAGGUUCUUUUACAACCACGGAUACGCCGUCUAGUACGAGUACCGGUACAGGAACACCGACGAGUACGUCUAUUCCAGAUACAGAUACCUCCUCGGUGCCGUCACUCGGAGGAGGGGAAAUUGCUGGGAUUGUUGUAGGCUCUGUGGUCGGGUUGGGACUUAUUGGGUCCAUAAUUUAUCUCUCGCGGCGGAUAGGCCGGCGCAGUGCUCCGGCGUCUAGGGAGAAAAAGCCAGAGCGAGAGCCAGAGGGCGGUGGUAGUGAAGGUGGUGGUGGUGGUGGUGGUGGUGGUAAAGACGAUGAUGACGGUGGUGCUGUGGUAGUAGGAGAAACAAGAAAGUCGUCGUUGGAGAAGUUGCCUGCGGAGGCUGAGGCGAUCCUUGCAAAGAAUCAAAAUAAGCAUGUUUCUGAGCUUCCGGGCGGCACAGCGGCGGUGGAGUUAAGUGAUAGUCGGAGGGUCUUUGAGUUGGGAGACAGCCGGACAUAG